CGUGAGGCGGGGUCGGGGUCCGCAGCGGUGGGGAGCGGGAGGCGAUGGCGCCGGCGGCGUCCAGGCUGCGGGCGGGUGCCGGGCUUCGGGCGCUGCUGCGGCGGGCGCUCGUCCAGUACUUGCGCCUCCUGCGGCUCUACCCAGUGCUCACCAAGGCGGCCACCAGUGGCAUUUUGUCAGCACUUGGGAAUUUCCUGGCUCAGAUGAUUGAGAAGAAGCGGGAAAAAGAAAACUGCUCUCAAAAGCUAGAUGUCAGUGGGCCUCUCAGAUACGCCAUUUAUGGGUUCUUCUUCACAGGGCCACUGAAUCACUUCUUCUACCUCUUCAUGGAACACUGGAUUCCUCCUGAGGUCCCUUUGGCUGGGGUCAAGAGGCUUCUCCUGGACCGCCUCCUCUUUGCACCAGCUUUCCUGCUAUUGUUCUUCCUCAUCAUGAACUUCCUGGAGGUUGGUCUCUGCCAUAGCUCCUUGUCUGGCACAGCAGCUCUUAACUUGGCAUCUGUGGGUGGAAUUGAGAGGGUCUGUGAACUUUUCAGUACACUCAAACUGAAAUUUUUCACUUCUCUGUGUAUAAACAUCAACGUAAACCACAGUUGUACUGGCAGUAAGUGUUGGUCCACAGUAAGAAGUCACAAAUAUCUUGAUAUCACACAUCAUUUAUCCUCGACAGGAUAUCUUUUGUUCUGUGACUCCUCGUACUUGCCUUCAAGGCUCAUUACUGAAUAGGUUAAUAUGGAAGCACAUCUACUGGUCUAGGAUUCUUUUCCUGAAUAUUUUGAAAAGUAUAUUUCAGUACAGUAGUGUAGUUGAUAUAUUUUAUUUUAUAAACAGGAUUCUCAGAAGGGGGUCCGUGAGAUUCAUGAAACAGAAAUUUUAGGCCCCUGAUGGUAUUGCAGAAGCCUAUGCUAACUCAAUGCCUGAACAUCACAAGUGCUCUGAAGAGGUUAACGUAUCAGCGUAGACUUAAAACAUUAAAACCCACCACAUGAGAGGUGUGUUCACCUCUAAUCACCAGGCAUGUCUGUUCACUGUGCUUAGCCAAAGUCCCUUCCCAGUUCACUAGCACCUCCACCCAUCUCUCCAUUCACUGUGUAUACCCUGGAUGUGUUACCCUGGAUGUGUCAUGUUCUGCUCUGAAAGUAAUUGUUCCAACCAAUCACAGCAGGUAAAUCCUUCUUCAGGUUUUAUUUUGAAACAGCAUCUUGAGUUUUUGUUCCUGAGAACACCUCUUGUGGUCUAAAGCAUUCCUGGGGGGAAGCAGGAAAGAUGCUUCAACUUAACUGGUUAGUAAUGAAUCCCUGAUAGUAAAAAGAAGUGUCAGAGAAGCUCUUAGGAAAUCUGAGGUAGCAAAGUGUGUAAAGUACCCAACAAAUAAAUGAUAUAUGUGGGACAUUAUACCACACACACUACAGAUACCUCUGCAUCUGCAUUAAAAAAAUUGGGGGGGUGGGGCAGCCUGGGUGGCUCAGCGGUUUAGCGCCACCUUCAGCCCAGGGCAUGAUCCUGGAGACCCCGG
Messenger RNA from Canis lupus familiaris (dog), 1515 nucleotides. RefSeq names its product peroxisomal membrane protein 2 (gene PXMP2). Gene Ontology annotation, cellular component: membrane; cytoplasm. Lineage: Eukaryota; Metazoa; Chordata; Mammalia; Carnivora; Canidae. The coding region runs from base 45 to 725 and encodes 226 amino acids. The record is from RefSeq and is a predicted model, not a curated record. The transcript has 3 exons.